AGUAUCAAGGGAUGUUUGGGAGAGAACGUUCGUCGCGAUUUCGUGGUCCAGAUUCGUAGAUCGCGGCAAAAUACGAUGAGUUCGCAAUUCGUUGAGAGUUUUUCCCAAUGCACCAGGAAAAAAAUGUAAAUAGGGCUUGAAAUGGGGCUGUGGCUCACUCUGUCAUGGCUGAUGUUGGGUGGACUAACCCCUCCAACCCCGAUUUGGGGCAACCCUGACGCGAAGAGACUUUACGACGACCUACUCUCGAAUUACAACCGACUCAUCAGGCCCGUGGGCAACAACUCCGAUCGACUCACCGUGAAAAUGGGCCUUAGACUUUCACAACUCAUCGAUGUGAACUUGAAGAACCAAAUAAUGACAACGAACGUUUGGGUUGAACAGGAAUGGAACGACUACAAGUUGAAAUGGAAUCCUGAUGAUUAUGGUGGUGUCGAAAUACUUCAUGUUCCUUCUGAACACAUUUGGCUUCCAGACAUUGUCCUUUACAAUAAUGCGGAUGGAAACUAUGAAGUAACGAUAAUGACCAAAGCAAUUCUUCACCAUACGGGUACAGUUGUGUGGAAGCCACCUGCCAUCUAUAAAUCAUUCUGCGAAAUUGAUGUCGAGUACUUCCCCUUCGACGAACAAACCUGUUUCAUGAAAUUCGGCUCGUGGACUUAUGACGGAUAUUUGGUUGACUUGAGGCAUCUCAAGCAAGCCCAGGACUCUAAUAACAUUGACGUCGGAAUCGACCUACAGGAUUAUUACAUAUCAGUAGAAUGGGACAUAAUGAAGGUACCAGCCGUGCGAAAUGAGAAGUACUAUAGUUGUUGUGAAGAAUCCUAUCCCGACAUCAUUUUCUAUAUUACCCUGAGAAGAAAAACACUGUUUUACACUGUAAAUUUAAUCAUACCGUGUGUAGGAAUAUCAUUUCUUUCCAUUUUAGUAUUUUAUUUACCGUCAGAUUCGGGAGAAAAAGUAUCUUUAUCAAUUUCCAUUUUGUUGUCCCUCACUGUAUUCUUUUUGCUACUGGUGGAGAUAAUUCCACCAACUUCCAUAACAGUGCCUCUGCUAGGUAAAUAUUUGCUUUUCACCAUGUUGUUAUGCACACUGUCAGUAGUGGUCACCAUAGCAGUCCUAAAUGUAAAUUUUCGAUCACCCGUCACACACAAGCUAGCACCUUGGGUUAAGGUUUUUUUUAUUGAAUUUUUACCGAAAUUCCUCUUCAUCGAACGUCCUCGGAAAGAAGACGAUGACAGAAGUCAAGACAGCAUGUUGACUGAUGUCAUUCAAGUUCCGAUGAUAGAUAAUUGCAAACCAUACGAAAAAGCCUCGUUCGAUAGCUUCGAUUUAGGUCUUCCACCCCCUAGGUUUGAAGUACCUCACAGCGGGGGCUUGGGUUCUUGUUUUGGAGAACCCCCGUUUCCAUUACCUCUUACGGGAGGUGAUGAAGAUCUGUACAGUCCUGCAAGUUGUAGGACAAAUACCUUCGAUGGUACUAGCGAUAUAAGUCCAUCGUUCGACAAGAUGGAUAUCCAUGAUAUGGAAAAAACAAUUGCCGAUUCCAGAUUUAUUGCUCAACAUGUUAGGAAUAAGGAUUCAUUUGAAAAUGUUGCCGAAGAUUGGAAAUAUGUAGCAAUGGUGCUCGACAGACUAUUUUUGUGGAUUUUCACAUUGGCUUGCAUCGUUGGCACUGGCAUAAUAAUCUUCAACGCUCCAUCUUUGUACGACACUACGAAACCUAUCGACGUACUCAUUUCGAAAGUGGCGAAAAAGAAAAUGGCGUUACUCAAAAUGGUUCCCGAGGAACUUUAAAUCAUUCACAGAUUUUAUUCAGCUGUCUAUUUUUUACUAUAAAAAAACCAUUAAAAUAAAUAAAAAUCACGAAAUAGAAAUUAUAUACGUACGAGUAUAGAGGUUUUUUUUAUGUUUGUAAUUAAUGAAUUUUUGUUUUGUUCAAAUUUCUUUUAUUGAUAUCAAAUUCUAAAAUUUGUCAGCACAACAAACAUACAAAAUAUUUCAUUAAAAAAUUCAUCUAUUACCCAUACACAUGGCAUAUUAGACACGUGACACGUAGAAAGUUAUAGUCUGUUUUAAUGAAUGAGAGAGUAAUAAAGAGAUAAAGCAUUCGUAAUCCAUGUCGUAUCACGUCUCUUAGUAGACAGUUAAACACAUGGUCCACAUAAGCCCACAAUUAACUGUCUUUUUCCAGUUCACACUUUAUUUACAGCUGUUUAACAUCACUCAAAAAUAUCAUUUCUCCAUGAUUUUCUACAAUUUCAUCAAUUUUCUUUUCUAAAACAAAUAACAGUUCUUUUCUAGUAGAAUCAUGUUUUAACUUCUUACAUACGUGACUUGGUACGUAGUAUUUGCCAGCUAGAUUAUCAACGUUUUCGUAGUGGGAUUGUGGCAAGAUUAAAGACCAAAGUGUACUCUAAUAUAUUCCGAGCUUUAGAAUACUUAUGUAUUCAUCGUCUGGUUAGUUAAGAAUUGCGGUAUGAUAAAUUUUUUAAUAUCUCCUAAAAAACAAUAGAUUCUUCAACUUCAAAAUUCAACGCUCAAAUUGACACUUGAUGAAAAUAUUAAGCGUAUUGAUUUUUUGUAUCAACCGUCAAUUUGAAUAUUGAAUUUUGAGGCUGAAGAAUCUAAUGUUUCUUAGAAGAUAUAAGUUCGAAAUAUAUUAAAGUUAGUACACUUUGGUGUUUAAUUUUGCCACAAUCCCACUAAUAAAACUCUCACAUUCUUAUAUACUAUAUUCUUUGAAUGAUUCUAUCCUGUCAAUCUUUUUUCAAAAACUUGGUUUGAUAAUUUAUUUUUCUAUAGCUCUCAAGUGAUAACUUGCAUUAUCCAUUAAUAUUGUAGAGGUAUGAGGAAGAAGUUAUAUCAUUUGUUUGAACCAUCCAUGUCCUCAUGGUAGUUACCGGAGCGUAUAUUCGCACCUUUCCAGAUGAUGUACACCAGUAGAUAAAUUGUUUAAAAAAUCUUGACCUCAACUUCCUCCUCAUUUCUUUUAAAGCCUAUAAUUUUUUCUCCAUACUACAUAUCUCUUCUUUAAAAUGGUCUUACUUGAAUGCUUUUUCUAGCACAAACCUAUUUCUUUUAAAAGUUUCGAAAAUGUACUUCCACAUUUCAGAAUAAUCUAAAUCAUGUCGAAGCGUGGCAAGAGCUUUGCUUACUAUUGGAAAUUAUAUUCUAAAAAAACUAAGUCUUUUUUGCAAAUGAUUUUCUAUUUGAAAUGUUGGUUUUCCUGGUGCUGUUUUAAGCUCGCAACAAGUCCUUAAAUUAUAGAUUUCUCAACACCAAACGUACUAUUAACUAAUUCCACUAUGUCACCAACACUUUUACAUAAAUGCUUGUGAAUUAUUUAAAAAAAUUAAAUGUUUUCUAAUUCCUAGCAUUUACAGGCAAAUAAGUACUUAUUUGAAAAAAUUGUAUGUAUACCAGCUAUGGUAUAUUUCAUAAACAGGGCUUUUGGCGUGCCCUAUUGUUCUAUACAGCUUGUGGUCAUAAUGGACCAAUAAACGUCGGAAAAUUUUAAUUAUCUCAGAGUAAACUUAUUUUUAGGAAAUAUUCAGAUUAUUGUGUAAUAAUGUUUAAAAUAACCUUAGUUUUUCAUUAGAAAUUAGGUGUUAUUACUCUCUGGUACAUAAAUAUAGACUAUAGUGUAAGUAAAUGUCUGAUAUGUAAACAAAUUGCAAUCAAAAGUCCUCGAGAGUUAGAUUAAUAGUUAAUUGAAAAAAUUAGGAGCUUUAAGGUAUGAAAUCAAAAUUAUAUCAUAUACUAUAUUAACCAUGGAGUACUAAACCUCAAUUUAGGUACCUUAUUAUUAAUAAACCUUCGUCAUUGUGACUAACAGUAUCUAAAAACCAAUUAAGAAAGUGGUAAAUGAAACAAUAAGAACAAAUAAUUAUCCAUUUAACAUUUUUAUUGAUGGGAUAUUAAAAACAUGCACAUUUUGUGCCGAAUAUUACAAAACUAAAUAUGUAAAUAAAUGCUUACACAGACUGUUACAUAAAAAAUUCAAAUAAAAAUGGCUUAGAGAACACAAAAAUUAUAAAAAAGUCAAUAUAUUCCUCAAUUCACAUUUACUGCCUUUCUUUGAAACUGCGUCAAUUCUAUCCUUGACACUUCGGUGUUGUGCAGGUAGAUCCCUUCUUUUUCUCAACCAAGCAUCAGUCAGUUUGUCCGACAAUUCACACAUGUAAUCAAUCCUUGUCAAUGGCUUUCCUUUCUGUAUAUGAUAUAUCAAUUUAAUUCUGCUGAAUUAAUAUCUAUAUUGGUGAAACGAAGAACUACUUCCAUAAAUGAAUCGUUAAAAAAUAGUUUCAAAGACUCCAGGAUGUUGUCACUGUAUCCAGUUUGAGGGGUAGGGUCUUGUUUUAUGUGGACAACAUCAAUACUCCGCAUUUUUCCAUAUCUCACCAAGCUAGACGUCUUCCAUUUCUUUCUGUUUUUACCCUCUAAUCCUUCAAAACCUGGUUGAAGCAUAUAUUUACUUGAACCUCUCUUUUAUACUUCCGAGCAGCUCUUAUCUUCAUCAAGUGAUGUUCUUGUUGAUCAAGUUAAUGUUCUUUUGCUUUCUCUUCUUUCCAGAAUCUUGUUUUUUUCCUCUCAGAUUUCAAUUUCCUCGAUUAGUUCAGCGACCUCCUGAGCUUCAAGCCAAUCUGUCCGUCAAAAUGACAAACACAUUUUACUUGUAAUACUAAAGCUUCGUCGAACAGAUGAUGUAAGUUUUAUUUAAACUUACCUGGUUAAAAUCAUUAGAGUUCAAUGGUUCUUGUUCCUACUUAGUUCAAAGGGCACUGAGCUGGGGAAAGCACUGCUAUAGCCUGAAUUUCCUAACCUUACCCUCAAAGGUUAUACCAUAAAUUGUUCGUAAAGGUAGUCGGAAUGACGAAGAUUUAGUAUUCCAGGGUUGUAUGAAAUAUCUGAACCUCAAAAUACUUAAAUUAAUUCUAUUUAUAAACAUGAGCCUUAAACUGAAUCUAUAUUUAAAGAUAAUCUGAUUCAAGUAAGUUUUUUUACUAUAAAAACGAUGUAAUUACAAAAAAUUUUAUUGUAAAUCAAAUUUGUUUGAUUUGAAACCCGGAUAUCUUAAGGGCAACCACUAAUAUGUAUAGUAUACACAUCAUAAAAAACACAAAGUUACGUGGACAUACCUGUACUCAUAAUGUGUUAUACUGUGUGGAAAUAAUACAAAAAACUAUUUUCCAAGUGUUUAUUUUUCACAAAUAAUCCUAUAAUUAUAACAUUCUGUCACUGUGUAGUCCAACAGCUGAUCUUAUCAGGCUUACCAUAUUAAAUAGUUCAAAAUCACUGACAAUCAUUCUACUCCAUUAAAUUUCGAACGUUCUCCGUUAUAAAAAAAACACCCCACAGUGAUUUCUUCGCAUUUUCGUAUUUACUUUGAUAAAUAUUGCAAAAAACUACCUUCUGGCACAAAGCACAUUACCAUCUUACACAACAGUAAACUAAUUAAAAACUUUUUAAAUAACUUUAAAGAACACACACUACCUGACAAACUUUGUUUCGAGAGUAAACUAUAAAUUUGAACAAAUUUAUUGUUCGUAUCCAAAAUAACGAAAGUGAAUAAUAUUUAUACUCAUCAAAUUUUAUAAUAUAGCCUUGUUGCCACAUUUGGCAAUGAUUUAUUUAGUGUUUCAAUAAAUUUCAAGACACUAUCGAUUAUAAGAGAUAUUCUGAGGAAGGAACGUUUACUUACCCGUAACUGAGUAACUUGAUCUUCUUAUCGAACCUAUUAAAUUAAAUGAUGUAUCACAAUUUCAAAAAUUUACCAACCAGGAUUUAUACUGCACAUUAAUUUUAAUUUUGAAUGAAUUAUUAGAUUAAAUUUGGAAUCUGAUAUCAAAUUCAUUUUGUUAUUUGAAUUAUUUGUUAAUUAAACUGGAGCACUUUGUUGAGAACGUUGUAAUGUCUAUUGUCUAUAAAAUAUUAAGAAAUAGAAGUUUGGAAAUCAAAAAAUAUUAUAAAAUAUGACAUUUUACUGAUGAAAAACCACACUAGAAUGAAUCAAAAUUAUUAGUUUUCAAAUAUUUAAUCAUAAAAUCAUAUUGUGGCAAUGUUUGUAAUACAUACAGGGUUAUUCGCUAGAAGUUACUGAUUGAUGGAAAAGAAGAAUAAAAUAUUUGUGGUUGGGGUUGGGUCAUAUAUCAUCUAUUAAAAUUAACAAAUUCAUUCAUUUUGAUUUCUCUAGUCAAUCACAAGGAUAACAGUGGUUAAUGGUUACAAAAAUUGCUUGAUCUAAGAUAUGUUUGUUUUAAAUUAAUUGUUUAAAAUAUUCCAAUUGUUAUACUUUCUGUUAAGUAAUGAAAAUUUAAAAAAAUAAAUAAAAUACCAGCAAAUAAAUGUUUACUGUUUAUUGACAGCUGUAUAGAAAUCGUAUUUAAUGUCAAAUUCUCAGUACUUGAAUAAUAAUUUCAUAUCUUUUAUUUGCUUUGUUUGCAGCUUAAAGAUAACUAUAAUUUCAAAUCCCACAGUACAUUUAAUUAAUUUUAUAAACUACAUCUCUUAUAUUAUUUCGAAAUCAUUGUGACAAAAAUGAAUAUGUACUCUGACUAGUCUCACAAAGAACGCACCAGAAAUUUAUAUCCACGUGCAAAAAAUCUGACAAUCACUCAGCCAGCUGUAAUAAGGUCAUCAACUUUCCACCACUUUCACCGAGACUUCCACUGAAGCACUACAUUACUUUUAGUCAUACUCUGCACAACUAUGAAUUUGUUUGAUCAAUUGUUUGUCUGCUAAUACUUCUUCAAAUGGACAGAUUGAUUUUAGUAGACGCACAGUAUGAUUUGAUGACUUCCAUUAUGAAAUCUUUGUACAGUACAUUUCAGAAGUAGAUAUGGACGAUGCGGAACAGGACCUCUUAAUACAGGACAAUUUACAAAGUGGUAUUUAGUCUUGUUUUGUUAUAUUCAUAUAGAAAUUUGUUUUUUCUUGAUUUAUUUCUACGCCAACUUUUCCUACUUCUGUUUACAGUUUGUUGUCCAUAUGUAUCCAGUCUUGUUUGACUCAUUUCUUCAUUUUUUAUUUCUUCUGUUAGUGUUUCCCAAAUAUAGUGUCAAUAUAUUACUAAUAACAAAUUGCUAUUGAAAUUUUAAUUUCUGUGUACUAUUAUUCAUUACGCACUAUAUUAUGUAUAAUUGAAUUACUCAUGAGGAUUUUAUUCAUUUUGGUAUUGUUGAUAUAAAUAUCGUAGUUGGGAUUUUAACUAAUAUCCCAGGAUAAUAGGCAGUUGGCUGAUGGCGCGCCACGCACGUCUAUUCUCCCGGAGUAUUAGCUAAAUGCCGGACAAUAGAUUAUUCGUCGAAAAAUGACAAAGCGUUUGUCUAUUCUCCUGGGACUUUAGCUAAAAUUCGGAUAAUUGAAUAUCUAUAUCUCUUCUAGCGAAAGGGCCAAUACCGAAGCCAAUUUCAAUGUUUGUUUUAAUUUUGAGUUCACACUGAGAUUCGCAUUGACACUUGCUUAACUUUCCGUAUUUUCCUCUUUCUUUCUUUCUCUCUCUCUCUCUCUCUCAUUGUCUCCAGAUUCAUCAGUCGUGCUGUCGCUUCUGUCGAACAUACAGUGUCUUGUCCAAUUUUGUAAAUUAUUAAUCAGUUUAACUGAAAAGUCAUUUGUAAAAACUCUUUAGAAUGGAGAAGAUCAUUGUUGAUCGUGAAAAUUUUGAAAAGAAGCUGAAAGAAUUUUAGCUAAAGUCCCAGGAGAAUAGAUAAACGCUUAGUCAUUUUUCGACGAAUAAACUAUUGUCCGGUAUUUAGUUAAUACUCCAGGAGAAUAUGUAUGCGUGGCGCGCCAUCAGCCAACUGCCUAUUAUCCUGGGAUAUUAGCUAAAAUCCCAACUUGUCUAUUGACCUACGACAUAAAUAUACCUACAGAUUGCGCGCCAAAAAGUCAGUUUCGAUGCUGCAAUAAGAUAUAAUUACCAACUGCCAACACGUUAUAAAUGAUUAAUACCCUUGCUUGCACAGUCGAUCAAAAAAAACAACGUGUUGAUGAUUCAGAGCAGUGUUCGGCCAUGUUUACACAUAAUAAAUCAUAUUUUUUGCGUCGAUUUGUGACUAUUGACUAUGAAACAUAGAUCCAUCACUUCACUUCGGAAUCAAAACGAUCAUUAUCUGAUUGGACUGCAGCCGGUGAACCACAUCCGAAGCUUCCCAGUCAGUUAAAAGGUUAUGGAUUCAGUAUUUUGGGAUACGCAUGGAUUAUUGUUCAUUAACUAUCUCCAGAAGGGAGAGACAAUCAAUAUCCUAGGUGUGUUCUGUGGUGCAAACUAUACAUAAUUAUUAUACGUACGUCAAGCUAAAGAUUGUGCCGCAGAUAACUUUCAUCUCCAUCUUUUUGUAACUCAUUCGAUAUUUUCAAGGCUUAAAUCGUCGUUCGUUUUAGCUGAAUAUUGAGCACUCAAUCGGCAGUUAUGCUAACUGAAACUUUCUAUGAGAUAUUUGAAUAAAAGUUGCGAAUAGUAUAAUCCGGGAGUGUCCCGCUUAAUUUUAGCCGAUUGGUAAUCUUAAGCUGGAAUAAAUAUGACAUUAAAAUCUACUAAUUUAUCUAAAAAAUCAUUUAAUUGAAAUUAUUUGUUUUGUUUAUUAAACUGAUUCGUAGAGUUAAAAAAGAUUCUUGUUCAAAAAUAAUUUUGUGGCUACUGUCUCAAUUUAAAAUACCUAUUUUUAUUAAUAAACAAUUAGAGCUUGUGCCUUAUAUAAUAUUCUGAAGUUUUUUGUACACAACAUGUUAUUAACACACUAUUUUCUCACGUCUUAGUAGUUCAAAUUUGAGAAGCACUUUUAAAUAUCAAUAAUGACAUCAAAACUCCAGAUUCUGUUUAUUCGAAAUGAUUUUAAUCAAAUUGGAGACCAGUCACAAUGCAUAUUAAUCUUAUUUUAAAUAAUCUUCAUUGUUAUUAUUUUUAGGUGUUUAUAAACUAUUAUUGUAGGUAUUCAAAAUUUGACAAAAGCAGAAAAGUCGCCGUUGCAAGACUAAAAUUGCGAUACCGAUGAUAAUCACUAACAUAGUAAUUGUUAUGUUAUGUAAUUGAUAAAUCAAUAAUAUUAUAAUGUUAAUAAUUGUUUCAUUUGUAAGAAAUAACAUGUA
Messenger RNA from Diorhabda sublineata, 9090 nucleotides. RefSeq names its product acetylcholine receptor subunit alpha-like 1 (gene nAChRalpha1). Gene Ontology annotation, cellular component: postsynaptic membrane; synapse; neuron projection. Gene Ontology annotation, biological process: regulation of membrane potential; signal transduction; nervous system process. Gene Ontology annotation, molecular function: transmembrane signaling receptor activity; acetylcholine-gated monoatomic cation-selective channel activity. NCBI's taxonomy places the organism in Eukaryota, Metazoa, Arthropoda, Insecta, Coleoptera, Chrysomelidae. The coding region runs from base 142 to 1797 and encodes 551 amino acids. The record is from RefSeq and is a predicted model, not a curated record. The transcript has 10 exons.